UGCAGCUUUCUGGGGAAGCCUCGAGCAUCGACUAGUCGGCUAUAUAGCGACAGCUCGCCUCUCCGCAACGGCCUGAACUGCGGUCGAUUCUUGCUUCGAUGGCGCCAAUCGACCGACGCGCUCUCUAUCGGCGGAAAAUGAAUUAGUUGUAUAUAUUCUCAGAAGGGAUUACUUCGACGGAACUGCUACCUAGCGGUACGGAUAAAUUACGAAUAAGCUGACUUUCCUGGUAUUCGGAGAUCUUCGAUAAGAUCGCACGAUCUACGUAUAACCUCGUAAACUAGCGACUACUGUUUUGACAGCUCUAAAAUAACGGAGCAAUCCGCACAAUUUUGCAUUAUGAGUAUUCGUAAAGAUUAUUUUAUAUUUAUUUGACAAAUAAUAAAACGUUUCUAACUCGUUGUAUACUUGUAAAAUUGUCGAAAGAAAUAUGUCUGCAAUUAUAGACGAUAAAGUGGUUGCGGGAGCAAAAAGUUUAAAUACUAUUAAAGAGGAUCCGAUUGUAGCAUUGACAGAAAAAGUAAAGUCUCUUUAUUUCUUUCGGGAUCAUUAUUUUGAAAAUCAUCUUAUUAAAGAAGCUAUUAGAAAAAACAGUGAUGUGGAGAAAGAAAUGAAAGAAACUAUUAGUAAAUUCGAUGAAUGUAAAGGUUAUGAGAUAGACGGUAGCCGAGCAAAGUAUUAUUAUUUAAAAGGAAAGGCUUUAAAUGUUGUAGAUCGUUAUAUUCCUCAAGCCGAAGAGCUCUUGAGUAAAGCUGUAAAAUUAGAACCAAAUUUAACCGAAGCUUGGAAUGAAUUAGGAGAAUGUUAUUGGAAGAACGACGACAUUCAGCAGGCUAAAAAUUGUUUUGUCGGUGCUUUAUCUCAUGGUAAAAAUAAAGUCUCUUUACGUAAUCUAUCUAUGGUAUUAAGACAAGAACCAACUUCGACUACGGAACAACGUGCACAGAAUAUUCAACAAGGAGUCGAAUAUGCUAAAGAUUCUGUCAGUUUAGAUACAACCGAUGGUACCUCUUGGGCAAUAUUAGGAAAUGCUUAUUUGUCAUCUUUUUUUACACUAGCACAAAGUCCAAACACUUUACGUCUUUGUAUGUCAGCAUAUGCACAAGCAGAAAAAGAUAUUGUAGCAAGAAGUAAUCCAGAUUUAUUUUAUAACAAAGCUAUUGCAUUAAAGUAUCAAGAGGAAUACAAUCAAGCAUUAAAUUCGUUUGAAAGGGCAAUGUCAUUGGAUCCUACAUGGGAAACUCCAUGCAAUAAAAGAGAUGAACUGUUACAAUAUUUAAAAGACGUACAGAAUUUAGUAAAUACAAAUGGGCGUGUUAAACCUAAAAGGCUUUAUCAAAUGAUUAGGGCAUUGGAUGCAAAACACUUAGGACCAUAUAAAGGUGGAUCAUUUACAUCUGGUGAAAAAUCUAUAAAGUUAGAUUUAACUCCAUUGAAAAGCAUAGUGCUUGGAGUAAAUAGGGAGAAAGUUAUACUUGGGAAAGUAGUAUGCUGGAUUCAGGAUUCCGAUUGUGUCCCUUUUGCAUUUUGUCUUGUUGACCAUGAGAAAACGUGUAUUGCCGUUACGCUAUAUAAUUUAGCUAAGGGCCGAGGAGUUACGGUUGGUGAUUCGGUCGCUAUUCCAGAGCCUUUUGUGAUACAUCACAAAUUUUCUUACAUGAACAAUGAUUUCGACUUCAAGUCUAUACGCGUUGAAACACCGAUCAUAUUAGUUGUUAAUGGAAAAAAAUUGGGUAUCGAACAACAAGCUGGAGUUAAGUUACAUACCUUUAAAAAGACCGACUGAGAUAAAUUUUUUAAACAAAUAUUAAAGUACUUUCAUGAAAGUUGAUCACCGCAUUAUCAUAUAAUUUUAUUUAAUUUUAUAAAGAAAAUAAGAUGGUAUUAGAGAAAGCUUGCAAAAAACAUCUUUGCGAGUAAUAAUUUCUAAUAUCGCGGUAAAUAAGAUUCUCUCAUGUUUUAUAUAUGUAUAUAUAUAUAUAUAUAUAUAUAUAUAUAUAUAUAUAUAUAUAUAAAACAUUAGUUUAUAACGAGUUUUAUACACUUUCGAUUAUUUUCGUGCUGUUGCACGUUGAAACUUUACUUACUAUAGACCUUUAAUGGAUUACUUUAGCACAAACAUUCACUUCAUUUAAAAGAGAAGGAUCUAUUCGUAUGGUUGCAUAAUUUACAUUAUUUGUGUAUUAUAGGAUGUAUUUUCAGUCUAUUAUUUACGUUGAUUGUUAAAGACUCUUGAAAACAUGUUUGAUAUGUUUAUGUUACACUAAGUUAUUGUAUUAUCAUGUUGUAUCGUAUUAAGAAUGUUCACUGACUUUGUAGUAAAACACACAGUGAGCUCCGAGUUCUAUAAUCGAUGGCGUUGAUAUCCAAUAUAUGCGUGAUAUAAGAAGGCACGUCAUUUUGCAAUAUUUGAAAAAUAUUUUUUUUUCUUGUUAUAGAUGUCAAUUAAUAGUGAUACUCUUUAUAGAAAAUAUAUGUAUAGAUACUUUCCUUGUCCGUAACCUGAGAAAGAAUUUAAAGCACAAUAUUCUAAAGACAAUCUGAAUAUCGAGUCGGUACAAUUACAGUUUGCAUAAGUUUAAAUCGACCCAUCUAUAUAUGAUGAAUGUACAACAAAUAAUUAAUUCUACCGAUAAACAAUAUAUACAAGUCUUUUAUCGAAAUACUUUUUAAAGAGCACAAUAUAUGAAUUGAUACGCGUAAAUAGCGUUUUUUUAUCGUUCAAAAUACUAUAAUAUAAUACGAUUAAAUUUCGAUAAAAACAUAUUCAAUUCGGCAGUGAUCAUGUAUAAUAAUAGAAAACUGCGUAAAAUCACCAAGUUCGCAUUGUUUUCUAAUAUCUAACCCCAGUAGGUUCAUCGUGCCAAUAGAAUAAGUUUUUUUCGUGUGUGUAUAUAUAUAUAUAUAUAUAUAUAUAUAUAUAUAUAUAUAUAUACAUAUA
This is a messenger RNA of Vespula vulgaris, 2941 nucleotides long. RefSeq names its product tetratricopeptide repeat protein 5-like. The record is from RefSeq and is a predicted model, not a curated record. The transcript has 9 exons. Bases 431 to 1786 code for a protein of 451 amino acids. Gene Ontology annotation, molecular function: protein binding. Gene Ontology annotation, biological process: cell division. Lineage: Eukaryota; Metazoa; Arthropoda; Insecta; Hymenoptera; Vespidae.